Molecule: messenger RNA, 1160 nt
Organism: Medioppia subpectinata
Lineage: Eukaryota; Metazoa; Arthropoda; Arachnida; Sarcoptiformes; Oppiidae
Source: the annotation of a GenBank genome assembly
AAUGUAAAAUAUUAUUUGAAUAAUAAAGCAAUGGAAGAGAAGCCUAAAGAAACGGGUCCUUCAAAGCCGCCACGAAUUGUAGAUCACUUGACCAGCGGAUCCGUUAGUGAUGGCUCACCCGUCACUCUCAAGUGUACCAUCAAAUGUCAAACCAAAUUCGACAUAAUGUGGUUGCAUAACGACAAAGAGAUUAAGUCGAGCCCAGACUUCCUCUAUAAGACCGAAGGCGACAACUAUUUGCUCGAAAUUCCUGAGAUAUUCCCCGAAGACUCUGGUAUUUACACGUGUGAGGCAUUCAAUGACGCCGGAGAGGCAUUCAGUAGUUGUACUCUUGAUGUCAACGUGCCAAACGAAGAGCCUAAAGGGCCGGGUAUUACUGUAUUCCCGCAAUCAAUCACAACCCAUGAGGGCUCCAAAAUUACAUUCAAUUUAGAGACCAUUAGAAGUGCUAAAACAGUUGAAUGGGUUAAAGACUCGAAACCAUUAGAAGAGUCCAGCGGUUGUCAGACGAGUAAAGCCAGCGAUAAUAAGUUCAGUUUAACGAUACCUUCGAUAAGGUUAGCAGAUGUGGGCCAAUACACAGCCCGAGCGACCGACGAAACGGGCACUUCGAGCGCCACCUUCUCAUUGAAUGUCAUGACUGAAGCCGAUCUCUAAACAACUUUAAUUAUUUUGAAAAUAAUUGAUAAAUGAAUUGUUUUAAACAAAUUGUACGCAAAACGUCUUUUUUAUGUAUAACACAAAUCAAAUACAUUUAAUAACUUAUUUGUUACUUAUAUUUAUAUAUUAUAUUGAAUAACAUAUGAAAUAUACUAAUAACUGUUAAUUAUAUUAUGAUUAUAUAAAUAUAAUUUAAUUACUACUAAAUGGGGGAUUAAUAUACAAUAUAAAGUGUACUUUAUAUAUGCGUGUUUCAGGUUUGCGUACAAUUCAAUGCAAGUUUAUAUCCGUUGUUUAAGAGCCGAUCGCUUUUCAUAAUCACAAAUGUUUUUCUUGUUUUUAUUCAUUUAAAUGUCUCAUUAAUAGGAAUUAAUAUAAUUAUAACUAAAUAAAUGCUCAAACGAUUUGUGUUUUCAAAUUCAACUCAUUUAAUGAAAUUAAAUCAUUUGAAACAGAAUUUAGUCCCUUAUUUUGCUUUCAAACCCUAAUUAAAAGCCUUU